Molecule: messenger RNA, 1317 nt
Organism: Boleophthalmus pectinirostris (great blue-spotted mudskipper)
Lineage: Eukaryota; Metazoa; Chordata; Actinopteri; Gobiiformes; Gobiidae
Gene: ankra2
Product: ankyrin repeat, family A (RFXANK-like), 2
Exons: 9
Coding region: 168-1106 (312 amino acids)
Cellular component (GO): cytoplasm; nucleus
Molecular function (GO): protein binding
Source: RefSeq, a predicted model, not a curated record
AACCCAAAACAAACGGACUGAAAUCUUGGGUGCACCCGCGCAUGCGCAGUAUUUUUUAGAAGAAAAACAGCGAACACCGACCAUGGAUCUAUUAUAGUUCAAUGACACCGACAUGGGAAAAUAAACACUGAAUAUACUCCAUUUUCAGCGCAAUAAAUGGUCGGGUGAUGGACAACGUUGCAAUGUCAACCCCUCGUGGAAACUCAAUUGCAACGGAAGAAAUGGAGGGUAUCUGUGUAAUGCCAGACCUUGGUGCUAUUAAGACGGAGGACCCUGGUGUUAACGAGGAGGGAGGCGGUCAAAAUGUGGCCAUGGGGAUCAAAUUCAUCUUGCCCAAUAGGUUUGAUAUGAAUGUGUGCUCGAGAUUUGUAAAGUCGUUAAACGAGGAAGACAGCAAAAACAUUCAGGAUCAAGUAAACUCUGAUCUGGAGGUGGCAUCUGUUUUAUUCAAAGCCGAGUGCAAUAUCCAGACCUCACCAUCUCCUGGAAUACAAGUUCGUCAUGUUUACACCCCGUCCACUACCAAACAUUUUUCUCCCAUUAAACAGUCAACCACUCUCACCAACAAGCACCGCGGGAACGAGGUGUCUUCCACACCCCUUCUUGUGCAUUCAUUAUCCAUUCAUCAGCUGGCAGCCCAAGGGGAAAUGGUGUACUUGGCUAGUAGAAUUGAACAAGAAAAUGUAAUUAAUCUUCAAGAUGAGGAAGGCUUCACCCCCUUAAUGUGGGCAGCUGCCCAUGGACAGAUUGCUGUGGUUGAAUUUCUGCUUCAAAAUGGAGCGGACCCCAACCUUCUAGCCAAAGGAAGAGAAAGUGCUUUGUCUUUGGCCUGCAGUAAAGGAUACACAGAUAUUGUGAAGAUGCUCAUUGACUGUGGGGUUGAUGUCAAUGAAUAUGACUGGAAUGGAGGAGCCCCUCUCCUGUAUGCAGUUCAUGGAAACCAUGUUCGUUGUGUGGAAAUCCUUCUAGAGAGUGGGGCUGAUCCUACCAUUGAGUCUGAUGCUGGCUUCAAUGCAAUGGAUAUGGCAGUGGCCAUGGGCCAUCGUAAUGUUCAACAGGCAAUGGAAGCUCAUUUACUAAAGCUACUAAUGGGAAUCAGAGAAUGAAGAACCAUCUGAGAAUGCAAUCAUGUAGCUAAACUCAUUUUUACACUUCUUUUUGGAGUGUUCUUAUAACUGAAAGUGUUGGUAACUUUUCUAUUUUGUAUUUCAGAUUAGAGAAAAGAAAAAUGCAUGUUGUGUUUACUGUCAUUUUAUCUAUUUAACUUAUUUCAAUCAAUGUUUGCAGUUAUGAUAAAAUAUACCUGUGCCGUUUUCA